This is a messenger RNA of Spirodela intermedia, 3373 nucleotides long. The record is from the annotation of a GenBank genome assembly. NCBI's taxonomy places the organism in Eukaryota, Viridiplantae, Streptophyta, Magnoliopsida, Alismatales, Araceae.
AUGGCUAGCCCCUCCCGAUGCUUAAUACAGCGCCCGCUGUCAGCUCUUUCCUCAGUGGUUAAUGGUAAGUUUUCUGUCUGGAAAGGAGUGAACUGCGUCCCUCAGAUCUGGCCGAGUUCACGACCCCUACGGCCAGUAGUGUUAACUCGGAAGUCUGCAAGUAAGGUUAGUUGUUUUACUUCACCCACUCCUAUAUCGUUUCCUACUAUUAGAAUAAUGAAAAAUACUUGCCUGAUCGUUAAAAAUAUGUUAAUAUGGAAUCCUCUUGUCUGGUGAAGGCUUGUCUAUUUUCUGCUCACAGAAAAUUUGGUGAAAUCUAUCAUUUCCUUGUUUAUCGCUAUUCACAGCCUUGCAUAUUUCGUUUGUCUAGAACUGGAGGUUUGUACCUGCGGCAUGCUUUAAGCACGUUGAGGGAGGAGAAGAAGAAGAUGGUUCCCCUUCCAAUGCCAACGGCUUUGACUUCGUGGAAGAUGAGGAAGUAAAGGGCAAUACACACUGGAUUUCAAAUUUUCAAAAGGUGUUCUUUUAUAAGCUCACUUUUACUCGCGUUAUUUCGUUAUUAUUUAUUUAUUUAUUAUUGUGUUGUUAUAGCGAUAAACAUGCCUAUCUUUCGUGGCCAUUCUUUCAUUUUUUUUAAUCGUUUCUCAUGCUCAGUAUUAUAUACAAUUCUUUGUUUAUAACAUUGUGUCUGUCUUCUUGUCAAGGGAAUAAAAUAGACAUGUUGGUUCCAAAAAACCGAUGGACAUUUCCGGCGACCAGAAAUGUUCAUGAUAUGCAGUCAUCGUUGAUGACUAGGAAAUAGAUAUCUCCGCACGCACGAAGUGUGUUAAUGGAAUAACUUUCCGGGCUGGGAAUCUCACAUGUGAAUGAGAACAUAUUAAAUUGGAAACGCACUUAUCAACUUUGACUCGUUUUUUAAACAUGAUGUGUUUGAGGAUGGGCGACCUUAGUUUAUUUUGUCAAUGCCGAAGAGGUUGAACUCCCUAAUCAACAAAUGCACAUCUAGACUUAAAUAUCAGAAAGCGCAAUAAUGUGGUCUACACUGUCCUUGGCCUGGUUUGAAUUCAGUCUCUGGUGUGAAGCCUCUCCUCUCUCGCUGCCUCGAGCUGCCAACCAAUUUCCCUAUUCUAACUUCUCGUUUUUCUUUUUUCUUGUUAUCUCUUUCUUCUUAUUCAUUUCCUUCUCUCCAUUAUUAUUUCUUCUUCUCCCCUUCCUAUCGUAUGUUCUUUCUUUCCUUUCCCAGGCCUAACUUUUUAGAGAUAGCUCUCUCAUGUUCUUCUGGCUUCCAUGUGUGCCUUCCACACUGCAAGAUUUGAUUACGGGCCGAUUGUCAUGUUGUUGCAAUGGAAUAUAUCAUAGAAGAACUGACCUUCAGUGGAAUUGAUUGUACGACCUUACUGUCAGUAAUCUUUCAAAUCAGUUGCAUCUGCCGGACGACUUUAUGAAGAGUCAUCAGUUCUGGUAUAUAAUGUAAGGUUUCAGACUCACCUCAGAUGCCCUGUAGCCAAUCUUCGUUACCGAGUACACCAUCAAUCCUCUAGCAGGUGGCUAUAAGCUCCAGAGCAUCUGGUUUCAUUGACACCUGGCUGAGGUUAUUCUAGUGCAGCUUCAUGCCUAUUUCCGUUCAAAUAUCUUCAGAACUAGAACCUUGCAGUCUGUAGGAAAGAAAUGAUUACUGGUCGAGAGGUGAUGUCUUUAUCCUCUGCCUACCCAUUUUCAGCUCUCACCCAAUCACUCCUGCUCUUCUUAUCCCCACUCCAACCUUGCACCACUUGCCUGUUCUAACGUGGCAUCGAUCCCAAGCCCUAAGAUUAUGAUAUUCUGUACCGUAAUGAGCCAUAUAGCCAUCCGAAAUUUGUUAGUUUGGCCUUUUUUCAAUCAACACAAAAGUGAGAAGAACAGUCUGCACCAUAACAAGUGCAAUGCAAAUAGGAGGUCGCCGGAACCCAUACCAACAAGUGCGAUAUAAUUAGGAAACUCGUUUGACAUAAGGGUUUUGUACGAAGAAACCAUGAUGGAGAAUGGAGAAACGACUGUAGAUGGUUUUCUGAUAAAUAAAAGGAAAAUUUAUUCUAUUUUUGUUGAUAUUUCCUUUGAGAGAAACAGAGAAGGGAAUGAUACCCCCUUUCCUCUCUGUAGUUGCUGCGUAAAUCAUGUACGAUCUAUUUUACCUUGAUGUUUCUGCAUUUUUUUCCUGUUAGGUUUUAAGGCCCUAACUGAAAGAGCUUACUAGUGUGAUUUAUCUAUCUUUCAGGUAUUUGUUAGAUUCUUUAGGUCCCCUGGGGAGACUUGGACGGUACCAUGGACGGCUGAAACCAUUAUCCAGGUGACUUUCAGAGUUUCAAGUUGGCUCACAAUAUACAUACAUAUACCUGCUAGGAUUACAGAGAACUAGAAAACAUCUCUUAAUGACUAUAGGUGAGAUUGGAACUGAAGAGCACUUGACGGCAUCUCGUAAUGACUGAACCCAAUCUGUGUUAUUCUGGAUUAUGGACGAUAAUCCCACUAGCAAUCUAGGGAACUAAACAGUGAAUCUUACUUUCGCGUUGUGUUGCUAUGCUUUCUACUUGACAUGAUGCCUUCGUCACUUAUUUUUCUCUUUCCGUUUUCACUCCCUAGCUAGAAUCACAAGGCUUUCAGGAAGUUUCAAUUCUCUGUCCCCAUUAUCAGCAGAAAGUAACAUAAAAAUAAUCCGCCGAUGCAGAUUGUGCUACUUUGGAUUGCAACGUUCUGGUUUGUGGGUUCCUGGAUCGUCCCUUUCUUGGCCCAUGCAGCUGGCUUCAGCAAGGAAUCUCUAACAUACAGAGGCCAGGCAUUGUACAGCCUUCUUACGGACGUCGUCGAAGGCCUUGCAGGCAUCGCUAUUCUCCACCGCUGCCUUGCAAGGUUCUUCCCUCUGCCGCCCGGCUGGUUCCGCUUCAGUCUCAAGGGAAAUUGGCAGCUGGACGUUGUUCUGGGGUGCGUCAUGUUCCCGCUGGUCAAUCUACUGUCGCAACUCAACAUGGACCUGGUUCCCAUGGUAUCGUCCUCACCGGUCGGCGUCUCCAGCGUGGAGCAGUCGAUAUUGGCCCGCGAUCCUGUGGCUAUGGCUCUGUACGCCGUGGUCGUCUCCGUCUGCGCCCCAGUGUGGGAGGAGAUAGUGUUCAGGGGCUUCCUCCUCCCCUCCCUGACCAGGUACAUGUCCUUGCGCUGGUCCAUCCUCCUAAGCGCGGUGGCAUUUGCCCUGGCGCAUUUCAACGUGCAGAGGCUGCUCCCCCUCGUGUUCCUCGGUGUUGUCAUGGGCGCCGUCUUCGCAAGAACAAGAAACCUCCUGCCCUCGAUGCUGUUGCACAGUCUGUGGAACGGGUUCGUCUUCUUGGACCUAAUGAGAUGA